Molecule: messenger RNA, 2637 nt
Organism: Pocillopora damicornis (cauliflower coral)
Lineage: Eukaryota; Metazoa; Cnidaria; Anthozoa; Scleractinia; Pocilloporidae
Product: mitochondrial sodium/calcium exchanger protein
Biological process (GO): transmembrane transport; intracellular calcium ion homeostasis; monoatomic cation transport
Cellular component (GO): membrane
Molecular function (GO): monoatomic cation transmembrane transporter activity
Source: RefSeq, a predicted model, not a curated record
UACAUGCAGAUUGUUUGCCGUUGGUUUUCAAGUGAAGUUCGUCCUCUUGCCUACUGUUUACUUGGUAUAUGGCUGGUUUUUCUAUUCAUCACCCUUGGACUGACAGCAGAUGACUACCUCUGUCCAUCUUUAACAGUGAUUUCUAGAACUUUAGGAAUCAACCAGAACAUUGCAGGAGUUACAUUCCUUGCUUUUGGCAAUGGUGCUCCUGACAUCUUUAGUUCUCUGGCAGGUUUCACUCAGAACAGAGAUCAAAGUGGAAUGCAGCUUGUGAUACAAGCCCUCUUUGGUGCUGGUAUUUUUGUAACAACAGUGGUUGUUGGGGUAAUAUCAUUUAUCUCAAAUGACCUUACCCUGACAAACCGUCCUUUUACCAGGGACGUAUUAUUCUACUUGGGUGCUGUGUCAUGGGCUUUUAUUACCUUGUACAGGCAAGAAAUUACAAUGGCAGUGGCAAUAGGUUUCAUAGCACUUUAUGUUGUGUACAUCGCUGUGGUUAUUAUUGCACGCUACAUCUACCAGGGGUGGAAAAGGAAGGCAGUGCCAGUGGAAAUACAACCUGAUUCAAAGAUAGCAUCCAGAGGAGAAUUAUUUGACACAAGCAACUCAGCAGGAGCAAGAAGACAAUUGGAUACUGUGGGAGAUGCUAAUGAACACUCCAGCUGGGCUUCAAGUGUUAAUUCACAAAAAAAUUAUGUCCCCCGCAGAAACAUUUCUCUUACGCCUCAUAGUAUGAUCUCAGGUGCCCUGAUUUCUUCUGAGAAUACCCUCAUAGCUCCAGCAAUUCAAAACGCCCCAGCCCUUACCAGGCAGUAUUCAUCCGAUUCAGAGGAAGAUUUUCCUCUUUUGGGAGGUAAACGGAAAAUUAGUGCUUGGAGAAAAUUUCUCUUUGGCCUGGAACCAAUUGACCGUGAAGAAUGGAACAGGAGUAACUUUUUCAAGAAAUGCUUUAUGGUUUGUAAGGUGCCAGCAGUAUUUUUUUUGAAUCUUACCAUACCAGUGGUGGAUUAUGAUGAAGAGGAGCAUAAUUGGAAUAAAUGGCUGAAUGUUUUACAUUGCUUAACAAUGCCUGUGUUUGGUGUCGUGGCUACAAAUAAUUAUAGUCAUAUGAUUAGUGGAAAACUUCCUGCCUGGGCCCUGGCUCUCUGCGCUGGACUGGUUCUAGCUUUGAUUGUUGCUAUGACAACAAAGAGUGAAAAGAGGCCUCGGGGCCAUUCGUUGUUUGCCUAUCUGGCGUUUGUGGUUUCCGUGGUUUGGAUUUACAUCACAGCAAAUGAGAUUGUCAACCUUCUCAAGAUGUUCGGUAUCGUGCUUGGUUUAAGUGAUGCAAUUCUUGGCCUUACUUUUCUUGCAUGGGGAAACAGUUUAGGUGAUUUAAUAUCAAAUACGGCCAUGGCAAAGCAGGGAUUUGGUCAAAUGGCUGUAUCAGCCUGCUUCGCAGGUCCUUUGUUAAAUAUGUUACUAGGUAUUGGUAUACCAUGUACUUACGUCACUGUAACAGAUAGUCAACAUCUGAUACAUUUACAUCACCAAGAUAACCAAUACAUAAUCUCAGCUGCAUUUCUAGCUGCCAGUCUCAGCUCGUCUGCCAUCUGUAUUCCUUUAAUGGGAUUCAGAGUGCCCCGGAUGUAUGGCGCGUAUCUUUUAACACUGUAUCUGGCCUAUUUAGCAGUAUCCGUGGCAACAGCUGUUCAACAUGCUCAUCAUCAGUGACGGCAGAUUAUCAUAUUUCUUAGAGUGACAAUUUAGGUGAUUUUUUUUAAUCGUACCACUUAAGAUAUUUUUGUAUUCGAAUUAAGGGCUCGGUAAAGUUUGGUUAAUGAAUUCUGUCUGACAGGAAAGUUUUUUUAUCUAGGAUAAACGCUUAAGUUUUUUGUCAAACGAGGAAAUGACAUAUCAUGAUGGUAAAACCUCAGGGAACUAUCUUGGAACUUCUGAAGUGGGCCAUGUAAGUUAACGUUUAGGUUCUUCAAGUAUUACAGUAAAGUAUUUGUCAAAAAAAAAAUAUCUCGUGUCUAGAAAACUAAACAUUUCACUAAAUUUGUGUCGGACGGCAGCCUUCAGACUUGUCGUAGGACAAAAGGAAUCGUUUUCAUUCACUUGCUGAUUUUUUAAUUCAAAUGCUUUUACGUUUUAGGAUCCAGAAUCAAAAAAUUAUUCAAUCAUUAUUUAGGUUGUAAUGAAUUUUUAGAACUUUUUUUACCAAAAGGUAAUGUAAAUACGGGUAUUUAAAAUGGCAGGUGCAAAAUUAUAUCAGUGAAUCACUAAUAAAUGUCAAAAGAAAAGAAGAAUAAGUAUGUAUGUUAACUACAGAAAUGAGCACAGCUUUAGUGAUCUCUUCGUGAUCGCCCAAGUGAGGUGGUCAGCGUAAUAUGGUAAAUGUGUGUAGUUUUUUUUUUUUACAAAUAAUAGUUGUUAAAAUGUUGAGAUGAUAAGCUUAAAGUCAGAAUUUUUAAUAUGUACUGGAGAAUUCAGAGGUCUCAAAUAAAUUUUUAUCAGUUUUUGACGAAAUGUAUAUUUUAGUGAUGAUGCCUAAAUGUAAGGAAAAAUUCUAGUUGACUUAUUAAGGGUGAACAAAGUCAGAGAAAGAUGUUAUUAAACAAAUUAUAAUACUGAUUAAAUAACGUUCUUAAAGAA